AUGACAGAGCAUCUCAGCCCCGACUCUCUAAUUACUCUCGACCCCGACGAACAAGACAGCCUCCGAGUUCGAUCGCGAUCGCCUCACCCGUACCAUCACCAGAAUACAGACCUUCCGCAUCUCUCGGAUCGUUUUAUACUGAGGAACCGCCAAGCGCAAUCCGCCAAGACCAGUGACGAUGCUCCCCACGAACCCUCGCCUACGACAUGGCCAAGUUUUCUCAAGGACUCGCCGCAGACGAGCGACAGUGGCUCCGAAGCCGACGACGAGCAUUAUCUAAAAGGCUUACCGGCGCCAAAAGCCAACCUGCACAAAGGAUUGAGAGGCCUCAAUGAACCGCUGUCUGGCUCUUCAACACCUCUUCCGUCACCGGCGCUUCUUGAUGGUCAUGCCAUUCGCACCGUAGACAAGCCGCCCAUGCCUACCGAGACCCCGGAAACGAAACGUCUGCUCGAAGCCCUUAAAAAACGAAGAAGAGUCGUUGUUCGACGCAUAACUGAGGCUGGCAUUGUUUUAGCGCUGGGCCUCAUGGUAGCCUCAAAUUCCCAGGUAUUGCAGCUCAUAAAGAUCUGGGGAAAAGAUAUCCUACUCUGUGGCCUUGUAUAUGCGGGACUACUCGCUCUGUAUCCUGUCCGAGUCGUCGCUUGGGCAUACCGUAACAGGACACCAUCUCACCCAAUACCUCUCGAGCUUCCUGCGCACUUUGACCCCGCGCCCAUAUUAUACCCUUCGGCAAUUACUCUAUAUGUCUCGCUUCUUAUUUCGUCAAGCAACCCAGCAGCGAUAUUACCUAACCUUAUUCUGAGCCUGGCUUCCAUUCCGCAGAGCGUUAUUCCCAAGGCCGAUCCUUAUGCUACAUAUGAUGUGUUAGCAUGGGGCCUAACUUGCAUCCCAUUGAUCUGGAGUCCAAAGCAGCGUGAACACUUCGAAAGCAAGCACCCAGAAUCCUUUAUUUCAGGAGAAACAGCUAUUCUGCUGUAUCCUCUCCACCAAACUUUGUGUGUGACAUUGCACUAUCUCACUACAACUAGUCUCUUGACGGCUGAGCUCCAGCUCCUGUCAAUCGCACUCAUCAACGUUUUGCUUUUAGCUUCUUCACCCCAGGCUCUGAUUCUCAAAGCCCUGUUGUGGGGUGGCGGCCUUUCUCUCCUCUUCUUCUGUGGACGUGUCAUAAGCUGGGGAAUUGCUCUGGCCAGAGUGCCGAAAUGGAGAUUUCGGAGAGUGUCAGUCUCCCAGCGGCCACCACUCUGGAAGAGCUUCAAACAAAUUUUCUCGCUACGACGGCUGAGGCACGAAUUAUUAAGACCAGAGUAUGAGGAUGCUGUGUACGAUACCAUUGGCUCAUCCGAGGACGAGGCAGGCCCAUUGUUCAAGAAGCCUACUCGAGUUCAAACAUUUCGACCAAGCUCCCCGAACCCAGCAGAACCCGAUAGUGCUCCCUCUUCACCCACGGCUACAGAUGCUUUCGGUAACUGGUCUUUUGCACGGAGACAUACCUUACCACACCUUGAUCAUGGAAACCGACGCAACGCGACGCAUACCCCUUCAGGGCGCAAAAAGCGAGCAACUUCCAUGUCCGUUCGGCCCUUCUUCAAGCUUACUCAAGAGCAAGCGACUAUGAGGAAAUGGCUUUAUGCCGGAUACGUCUACUUGAGUAUCAUCACUAUCAUCCUUGGUGGCAUUCGAACUUAUGUACAAUGGUAUGCCCUGGAUGGCAAUGAGCCUAUUGGUUGGGCUUUGGGGUAUCUAUUUGGUGACUGGUCAUGGUUCCGAUAUCAAGUUGUCAGCCUGAAUUUGGAAAGAUGGAUUUGUCUGCCUACACGAAUUGACCCUACAGAAGACAAGCAAUGUCACUCUGGUUGGGUACAGCACGUUCGCCAUAACGACUUUGGAGAAGCAAACACUCGACUUCUGUUGAGUGCCUACUGGAUGGGCAUCCUGAUUCUGGGGCUCAUUAUCGUCUUCCGCCUGAAGGACAUCUAUGAGGUAGAUACACGGCGGAAGGUGUUUCACUUUAUGAUGGUUGGCAUGUUUCUGCCCGCAACCUUUGUCGAUCCCACGUAUGCAGCUCUUGCCCUGUCUCUAAUUCUUGCGGUCUUCUUGAUCCUGGAUCUUCUGCGGGCAAGUCAGCUGCCUCCACUAUCAAAACCUAUUGCCUCAUUCCUCGCACCAUACGUCGACGGCCGAGAUUUCCGUGGUCCAGUUGUCAUCUCGCACAUCUUUCUUCUAAUUGGGUGCGCAAUCCCUCUCUGGCUGGGCCUUGCUUCUCUGCCACGCUCUGGAUCUGGCUACCUCUCUGGUUGGGAAGUCACAACUCGAGAUGUCAGUCUUGUCUCCGGAGUCAUCUGCGUGGGUUUAGGAGACGCAGCUGCUUCUCUUAUCGGCCGUCGAUAUGGGCGUCGGAAGUGGCUCUGGGGAGGCGGCAAGAGUCUUGAGGGCAGUGUCGCCUUCGCUGUGGCUGUCAUGCUAGGACUUGGUGCCGCCAGUAUGUGGCUGAGAAUCGGUGGUUGGCCUGCUGCAGGUGAGCAGCCUGGAGUGAUUGCUGGCACACGAAAUGCUGCGAUGUGCUCAUCCAUGGCGAGCUUGACGGAGGCUGUUCUUACUGGCGGGAACGACAACGUUAUCGUACCAGUGGUGUUGUGGACAUGUGUGAAAAGCCUCGGUGUUUGA
Molecule: messenger RNA, 2670 nt
Organism: Fusarium musae
Lineage: Eukaryota; Fungi; Ascomycota; Sordariomycetes; Hypocreales; Nectriaceae
Exons: 2
Coding region: 1-2670 (889 amino acids)
Biological process (GO): dolichyl monophosphate biosynthetic process
Cellular component (GO): endoplasmic reticulum membrane
Molecular function (GO): dolichol kinase activity
Source: RefSeq, a predicted model, not a curated record